AUGAUAGAAACUUGUUUUAAGUUAGCAGUUUCUGAAAUUUAUUUUAAAUCCUUAACGUUUGGGAAAUACCCAGGUUCUGAAGUGAUUGUCGGAGUGAAUAAAUACCAGUUGGAAAAAGAAGAGACUGUUGAAGUUUUGGCAAUUGAUAACACUUCAGUCCGUAACAAACAGAUUGAAAAACUUAAAAAGGUGAAAGCUUGCAGAGAUGAAGUUGUAGCUCAGCGUUGUCUUGCUGCCCUGUCAGAAUGCGCCGCCACAGGCCAAGGCAAUUUGCUGGGCCUAGCAGUGGAAGCAGCACGUGCCAGAUGUACAGUUGGUGAAAUAACGGAUGCAAUGAAAAAGGUGUUUGGUGAACACAAAGCCAGUGACCGCAUGGUGAGUGGAGCUUACCGUCAGGAGUUUGGGGAGAGUGACGAAAUUGCUCAAGCAAUCAACAGAGUUAACAAGUUUGUGGAACGUGAAGGUCGGAGACCACGUCUUCUUGUUGCAAAAAUGGGCCAAGAUGGCCAUGACAGAGGAGCCAAAGUGAUUGCUACAGGAUUUGCUGACCUUGGGUUUGAUGUGGAUAUAGGCCCACUCUUCCAGACACCCCGUGAAGUGGCCCAACAGGCCGUAGAUGCGGAUGUGCAUUGCGUGGGGGUGAGCACCUUGGCUGCUGGCCACAAAACCCUUGUUCCUGAACUCCUCAAAGAGCUGCAUGCCCUUGGCCGCCCAGACAUUCUUGUCAUGUGUGGAGGAGUCAUCCCUCCCCAGGAUUAUGACUUCUUGUAUGACUCUGGUGUUUCCAAUAUAUUUGGCCCUGGGACCCGAAUCCCAAAGGCAGCUGUCCAAGUUCUUGAAGAUAUUGAGAAAUGCUUGGAUAAUAGGCAGCAAUCUGUGUAAACUUCUGUCUCAUAACAAACUUUGUAUCUCAUGGUGAAUUUUAUAGUUUGUGUUGAUGCAUUAUGAUCUGUUGAUAAAAAGAAGGAAUUUUUGCGAAAUCAUCUGCAAUGUCUGGUGUUGCCUUAUGCUUUCUAAGAAAGUAGGAAAUUAUCUGCAAUAUUAUUACAUAUGUAAAAUCUAUCAAAGAAUCUAAAUGAAAUGAGUAAAUUUUAAAAUUUUGCAUAUAAGACUCCAUUAUAUCUGAAAUACACUUCAGAUCUUUGGAAAUGCAAAUUACAAUUUAAAAUAAAUGUUACUGAUACAGAAAGGUGGUGAAAUU
Messenger RNA from Podarcis raffonei (Aeolian wall lizard), 1201 nucleotides. Its product is annotated as methylmalonyl-CoA mutase, mitochondrial-like. Gene Ontology annotation, molecular function: metal ion binding; cobalamin binding; methylmalonyl-CoA mutase activity. The record is from RefSeq and is a predicted model, not a curated record. Lineage: Eukaryota; Metazoa; Chordata; Lepidosauria; Squamata; Lacertidae. Gene Ontology annotation, cellular component: mitochondrion. The coding region runs from base 1 to 882 and encodes 293 amino acids. The transcript has 6 exons.